Messenger RNA from Owenia fusiformis, 1464 nucleotides. The record is from the annotation of a GenBank genome assembly. NCBI's taxonomy places the organism in Eukaryota, Metazoa, Annelida, Polychaeta, Sabellida, Oweniidae.
GAACUUCCGCUCUCCAGUGAUUAUUUUUUUCAAUUUUUUAUAUCUUUGUUACCAGUAUAGGAGAAGUGACAUACUUCAGACGGUGUCACACUGUAAGCUUGGAGUUUGUAAUCUGCUUGAAACCAUGACUGCAAGGGCUCCAAAUGUGAAAGACUUGGAUGUGAUACCUUUGGAGAAAAUUGAAGAGGCAAGGAUGAAUUUAGAACAUCAAGGCGUGCUCAAGACACCCUUAGUGCCACUGAACAUUGACCUUGAUGACAAAAAGAUCUACCUCAAGCUUGAAAAUCUCCAACCAAUUGGUUCAUUUAAGAUAAGAGGUGCUUUGAAUGCUAUAAAAUGUACGCCCCCAGUGUUCCUUUCCAAUGGUGUUUACACAGCAAGUGCUGGGAACUUUGCACAAGGGUUAGCAUGGGGAGCUACAAAGCUUGGCAUCCCAGCUAAGAUUGUAGUCCCAGAGAAUGCUCCUCAAAUGAAGGUGGAUUCCAUUCAGAGAUAUGGAGGGGAGGUGAUACGCGUACCUUAUGAUGAUUGGUGGGGUACUAUGAUGUCACACACAUAUCCUGGUCUAGAGGGGGAGUUUGUACACCCUGUCUGUGAUCCUAAUGUAAUAGCAGGAAAUGGAACAGCUGGACUGGAAAUUCUAGAAGAUUUACCAGAUGUAGAUGCAAUAAUAGCACCAUUUGGGGGAGGAGGGCUAUUAUGUGGAAUAGCCUCAGUGAUGAAAUCCAAAAAGCCCAGCACAAAAAUAUAUGCAUGCGAGGUAGAGACUGCAGCUCCACUAUCUGCCAGUCUUGCUGCUAAGCAACCAUGGACAUGUGACUAUGAAAAAACGUUUAUUGAUGGUAUGGGAGCGAAAUGUGUUCUCCCGGGAAUGUGGAAUUUAAUUAGCAAUCUAGUCGAUGAUUCAAUAGUAUUGUCCGUUGAAGAAAUUGCAGAUGCUAUCAGAUUAUUGGUGACGAGGCAUCACAUGAUUGCAGAGGGGGCAGGUGCUGCUCCAUUGGCUGCAGCUUUGUCUGGGAAAGCUGGGUCGGGAAAUAUUGUUUGUGUGAUAUCUGGUGGGAACAUAGACAAUGCUAAACUUAUCAGUAUACUGCAAGGCCAUAUACCAAAUUAAAGAUUAUUUAUUUUCAAACCAAAUUCUGAAUCUUGAAAAAGGUUUGAAAUUUUGCUAUUUUUUUAGUGACAAUCAUGGUAAAGCUUCCAAAAGGGAACCAUUAAUACAUGGUUGUAUCUGUCUUAAUGAGACAGAUGAGGUAGGUGUCUCACAAAGUUUUACAUAAAUAUAUGUACAAAUGUAUGUGAUAAUUCAUGAUGUGUUAUGAAUUCUCAAUGGAUUUCAGAGGAUUUUAAGCAUUUCUACAGCUAUUAUAGAUUUUAUGUAUUCUACUUUAAUUUAUGCACUAGUUAAUUUUAAACAGGGUUGUCGUGGCAGCCAUUUUGGAAACUUAAGGUACAAGAAAUAUA